UAUAUAAACUGGCUGGCGCUACUAUGCAAUAAGUUGACAAAUCGUUGCGAUAAAUACAGGCGCCAGACGUCGAGUUGUUAAUCGUUGGUAAAAGAGAACCGACCGCGGACCGUAAUCGAAAUGUUUUUUACACCGUAAAUUGUGCGUAAUUGAUGAAACUCUGUCGACUGGUUUAGCCGGACGCAAGUCGAGCCCCAACCCAGUGCAGUGUCAAUCAAAACAUUGUAUAGCAAAGCGUUAAAAGAUCGUCGGUGACAACGCGUCGCGUGAGAUACGGUAUCGUUGCGAUAUUAACAGCGUUGAAAUUCCUCUUUUAAACAAUCAAACGAUGUUUAAUCGAUAGAAUCUUUUACGACCGAAAGGUGGCAUAUAAUCCCUUUCAACGAUCCUUGUGCUCUCCAGUCUGCAAUCACCUUUUAUUACACACUAAUCAACAGAAGCUCGUCUGCACUUAAACGGCGGCCUAUGCAAUGUUUGUUUUCUUUUGUUUCAAAAUGUUACCUACUAUCGCUGGUGAACGUAAAACAGUCAUAACCUAGAAACACCGUUUACGAAAAUUUUCACUAACCUUUGUCUAGAAGGGACAGAAUUCGGUGUUUCGGCACAAUCGGUCCUAAAUUUUAUCGACUUUCAAUAGAGCAUACUGUUAGAGGAGCGAUUUGUAUCAAGUUGUUGUUUACAGUUUGUUUAGCGGCAUUUUUUUGUCAUGAAAUGUUGAUUGAUAAUUGCUCUUCUAACUGAAUUUACAUUGUUCGUUUGAACUUGCGGGUAUAUCAUAAUAAACUAGUUGUAACAAUCAAAGUAAAUUUAAAUUCAAAUAUAUUCGGAAAAAGCAUAACCGGAAUAUAAUGCAUUUGUGACAAAUUUCACAAUUUAUCACGUACAAAUUAUUAAUAUUUUCACGUUUUCACUGAGGAUAAUUUAACCUGUAUGUUUAUUAUUAUUUCUAUUCGGCAUGCAUCAAUGAGUACAUUAGUAAUUGGAGAAUUGCUUUUUAACGUUUUUGUACUGAAUUGUGUGUUCAAUAAUAAGCAUUUUCCAGAAUACAUAAAAUGGAAAUGGGCCUGUGACCGCACAGUCUCCAUGCCUGAAUUGCACAGUCUAAAAAUGUUAGUGAACUUAUAAAAACCGAAGCCUGAAGGUUUGAAUACUAGACACGUUGAUAAACUACAUAAAUUUCAUAUAUUAAUUAAUGACUGUUGAUGUAGACAAUAAACAAAAGUUGGGGAUCUUAAAUUGGUGAUGUUUACCUCUACCCGCCCCCAUGCAACUGCUAAAGUAUACUAAAUAACAACAUAAAUUAACUAAAGAUGACGAUUUAAUAAACGUCAUUUAUAAACACAAACAACCGACAACGAGUGAAAAUAUGAUACCUUAUCAAAUUAACAAACGAUCCAAGAUUGCUUAAGAUCAUCAUAAGAAUGAAUCACGUACAGGAAGUACGGCAGCUGGAGUUGCUGUGCAAACAGCUGUACGAGUCCCACGACUCGGGACAUCGUGCAGAGGCAGAAAAGGCUUUAGUCGGUUUUCAAAACGCCCCCGAUACCUUGACUAAGUGUCAGCUGCUUCUAGAUCGCGGGGAUUCAGCCUAUGCUCAAUUAUUGGCUGCUACGACUCUGGCUAAAUUGGUAUCGCGACCGUCGCAGGGGCUCAGUUUGCAGCACAGACUGGACAUACGAAAUUAUGUUCUCAACUACUUGGCAACCCAACCCAAGCUACCUAAUUUUGUUAUACAAGCUCUGGUCACCCUGUUUGCCAGGAUAUCAAAGCUCGGAUGGUUUGACUCUGAUAAAGAGGAAUAUGUGUUUAGGAAUGUUGUUACUGAUAUUACAAAAUUUCUCCAGGGGUCAGUAGAGCAUUGUAUGAUAGGAGUGCAACUGCUUUCGCAGUUGACCUGUGAAAUGAAUCAAAUAUCCGAAGUAGAUGUGAAUCGGUCAUUUACAAAACAUCGUAAAAUAGCCAGCAGCUUCAGAGAUUCUCAGCUAUUUGAAAUCUUCCGGCUCUCCUGCUCAUUACUGAGCACUGCCCGUGAAAAUUGUAAAAGUUUGAAUUUCAGUGAUGAAGCACAGCACGGUUUGAUGACACAACUUCUAAGGCUUGCACAGAAUUGCUUGACGUUCGAUUUUAUCGGAACAUCAACCGACGAAAGUUCCGAUGAUCUUUGUACUGUUCAAAUACCGACCAGUUGGAGGCCAGCGUUUUUAGAUUUCACGACAUUAAAGUUAUUUUUUGAUCUCUACCACAGUCUACCCAACACUUUAUCUUCGCUAGCACUUUCGUGCCUGGUACAAAUAGCAUCGGUGAGAAGGAGUCUGUUCUCAAACACCGAGAGAGCCAAGUUCUUGACGCAUCUGGUAAAUGGAGUGAAGCAUAUUUUACAAAAUCCACAGGGAUUGAGUGACCCAGAAAACUAUCACGAAUUCUGUAGAUUACUAGCCCGUUUGAAAAGCAACUAUCAACUCGGAGAAUUGGUAAUGGUAGAGAACUACCCAGAAGCUAUACAACUGAUAGCUAAGUUUACCGUACAAAGCCUGCAAAUGUGGCAAUUUGCACCUAACAGUGUUCACUAUCUUUUGAGUCUUUGGCAAAGAAUGGUAGCUUCGGUACCUUAUGUCAAAGCGACGGAACCUCACCUGCUAGAAACCUACACUCCAGAAGUCUCAAACGCUUACAUCACCUCGAGAUUAGAAUCUGUAGCCGUAGUAGUAAGAGAUGGAUUAGAGGAUCCGCUCGAUGAUUUAGGAAUGGUGCAGCAGCAGCUCGAGCAAUUAUCUGUAAUCGGGAGAUGUGAAUACCAAAAGACCUGCACCCUUUUGGUCCAGUUGUUCGAUCAAGCAGCAAGAACCUAUCAAGAACUCAUGGCUCAAACAGCUUCGCCUACUCAACAGAUUGAGAUCACGAUACAAGAGGGACAGCUCACGUGGCUUGUCUAUAUUAUCGGUAUAGGUAGUGCUAUUGGAGGACGGGUGUCAUUCCACAGUAACGAUGAACAUGACGCAAUGGAUGGAGAACUGGUAUGCAGAGUUCUUCAGCUCAUGAACUUGACCGAUUCUAGACUGGCGCAGGGUGGCUGCGAAAAACUAGAGCUAGCUAUGCUCAGUUUCUUUGAACAGUUUAGAAAAAUAUACGUAGGUGAUCAAGUACAGAAAAAUUCCAAAGUUUAUAGAAGACUGUCAGAUGUUUUGGGGCUUAAUGACGAGGCCAUGGUUCUUAGUGUAUUCAUUAGAAAAAUAAUAACAAAUUUAAAGUACUGGGGACGAAGUGAACAAAUUAUUUCUAAGACCUUGCAGCUUCUUAACGACCUCUCGGUAGGAUACAGUUGUGUAAGGAAACUGGUUAAAUUGGAAGAGGUUCAAUUUAUGCUGAAUAAUCACACGAGUGAACAUUUUCCAUUUUUAGGAAACAGUGUCGCUGUUUCUGAAAUGCGAUGUAGAUCAAUGUUUUACACUUCCCUCGGUAGAUUGCUAAUGGUCGAUCUGGGAGAGGAUGAAGAAAGGUUUCAUACUUUCAUGCUACCACUCACAGCUGCACUUGAGAGCCUUGGUCGACUCAUGGGUGCUGCAGACACUCCAUUAUUUGCUGCUGAGGAAGCCAAAAAGGCACUAAUUGGGCUCGCCAGAGAUCUUCGGGGUCUUGCUUAUGCCUUCAACACAAAACCUUCGUACAUGAUGUUAUUUGAUUGGAUUUAUCCGAAUUACACACCAAUAUUACUACAUGCAGUAGAGUUAUGGCAUCACGAACCACAAGUGACCACGCCGGUCCUGAAGCUGUUUGCUGAGUUAGUACAAAACAGAACCCAGCGACUACAGUUUGAUGUAUCGUCGCCAAAUGGUAUAUUGCUUUUCCGUGAAGCUAGCAAAGUUAUAUGUAGUUACGGUAACCACAUAUUGAAUGUCGAAGUACCAAAAGAUCAGAUUUACCCGUUGAAGCUCAAAGGAAUAAGUAUUUGCUUCAGUAUGCUGAAAGCAGCUUUGUGUGGAAGUUACGUUAACUUCGGAGUGUUUAGAUUGUACGGCGACGAAGCCCUUGACAAUGCCCUCAAUACAUUCGUCAAACUAUUACUUAGCAUACCGCAAAGCGAUUUGUUGGACUACCCUAAACUAUCGGCUACAUAUUAUGUGCUCCUCGAAUGCCUAGCGCAGGAUCAUAUGGCUUUUUUGUCAACACUGGAGCCCAGGGUAUUCCUGUACAUCUUAUCAUCGAUCAGCGAAGGCCUUACGGCACUAGACACUAUGGUUUGCACUGGUUGCUGCGCAACGCUAGAUCACAUUGUGUCAUACUUGUUCAAACAGCUGUAUCAAAAAGCCGGCGUUUACCCUGGGAAAAAAAGUGCCUCGGUACCAGGUGGGGGCGAAUUGUUUUUACAAGUUUUGGAACAGCACCCCGGAAUUCUUCAGCAAAUACUAAGCACAGUAUUGAACGUGAUAAUGUUUGAAGAUUGUAGAAACCAAUGGAGUAUGUCCAGACCCCUCUUGGGUUUAAUACUCUUAAACGAAGAGUAUUUCAACCAAUUGCGACAGAACAUAAUCAGGAGUCAACCGGUUGACAAACAAGGUGCCAUGGCGCAGUGGUUCGAAAACCUAAUGGAUGGUAUCGAGAGAAAUCUACUGACCAAAAAUAGAGACAGGUUUACACAGAAUCUAUCAAUGUUCAGGAGAGAUAUAAACGACUUUCUCAAGGGUCCCAAUAUGUCUGCAAAUUCAGUCAGUGAUAUGAUGACUUCGUAGUGGCUCGGUCACCUAGGUUAUGACCGGUGUGACAAAAUUUUUACCCGCCAAAUGCUUGACUGUGCGUGUGUGUGAGUGUAACUAUGAAUUGUGAUGGUAUUUUCGUUUUAGAUAUAUACAUAAUAAGUAUAGUAACGGUGUAUUAAUACUGCGAUCUUACAAUGGCUCUCUGCGAGGUGGCAUCCUAUUUCAAUUCACGUCUGAAUUUUUAAUUUCCGGUCACUGAAUGUAGCGUGCCGUUUUAUCAAGCUCAGUGGUGGGAUAAUAACAAUACUAUAGACAGAUACAUACACAUAUAUCCAGUGAAUUUUAAUUUCAAGUAAUCCGUUGUAAUUGUUUCCACCUAUCUCUUCUAAUGCUAUUUUGGUAUUUAAAUUCGGCGCGUAACGUAAUUUUUUUUUUUACACAUCCAUAUCCAUGUUUCGACAGGACAUGUUAAAACAGUAGCUACCUUCUGUUUCUUCUAAGUAUGUUUUAUUACGUCGUCUGACAGAUUGAAUGAGUUAUUUUUAUGCUUCUAAACUACAGAAAAUUGAUCAAAUCAUUUGAAAUGUAAACGUACAUGAAUGUGGUAAGACAGUGAUCUAAAUUUUAUAAAUGUAAAUUGACGUCUUUGACAAUUGAGUAAUAUUCUUUGACUUUUUUUUUAACUUUGCCUAUAGUGCCUAUGUACAUUCAGCAUUGCGUAUAAACAUUGUUUAUAUAAGCGCUGUGUUACCACCCGUAACUCAGUGACAGGGUGGCGACAGACUGAGAUUAGUCAUGGAAUUUAGUAAUUCGUGAAAAGUCGGGGAACUUUAUUUCAGUAAAAUUGGCGCUACCCUGAGUGAUUAAUAAUCAAAUAAAUCAAUAACUUCUCUAAAACUGUUUGUGCGAUAAUAAAUUGCAAAAUUAUUCGUUAAAAAAAUGUAAAGUUUGAUCACAAAGAUAAUAAUACAUAAAUGCUACGAAAUAUUUUGGAUGAAAAAUUUGGAUAACUAUAUUGACUGCAGAAAAAAUGUGAGAUUUGGUUUUUAAAUUCAGUCCACUUCGAUAAAACAAGCGCUUUCAAUGUAUUUCAUUACUUUAAAACGAAUGUGUAUUAGUUAGCUUGACGUAGAAGCAGAGAGAAUGGAAUGAAAGAACGGAUCGUAUAUUAAUGACGAAGAAAAGAAACUACUGAAACACGAUUGAGAAUACAGAGCGAUGUGGCAGUCAACUCGUAGGUAUGAUUAAAGUAAUAUGGAUGUUAAUUGAUGCAUAGUUGGUAUGCUUCCGUACAUUGGAAUGUGCUACUAGUUUUCGUCCUUUUUAUUCCAAUAUAACAUACAUGCCCUAUAUCAAAGUUUUGUAUUGGCCACAAAGAGUGUAGUGUAAGUGUGGACCGCGGCCUUAAAACCUGUUUGUGGCAAUGCUGGAAUAGUGUGCAGUGGCGGGUGAUUCUGACAAUGAGAGUUUGAGCAUUAGGAGCCAGAGUUACACAAAUUUACGUUCAGAACUUGAUAUGUAACGUUAACUGGACUACACAACGGACUAUAUACACAAAGUCAGUCUGCUGUGAACUUUGUGAAUGAUGUAAAUGAAGAUAUCAUUAAAUAAUAUCGUGUAAGAGUG
Molecule: messenger RNA, 6320 nt
Organism: Neodiprion fabricii
Lineage: Eukaryota; Metazoa; Arthropoda; Insecta; Hymenoptera; Diprionidae
Gene: Ranbp16
Product: exportin-7
Exons: 14
Coding region: 1422-4727 (1101 amino acids)
Biological process (GO): protein export from nucleus
Cellular component (GO): cytoplasm; nuclear pore
Molecular function (GO): nuclear export signal receptor activity; small GTPase binding
Source: RefSeq, a predicted model, not a curated record